GAUUAAUAAACACAUCAUUAAAGGUGGUUUAUAUAUUCAACGAAUUUGUGUUGUAGAUUGUGAGUGUUUAUCUCAUCACAUAGCAUAUAAAUAAUUAUCGCUUCAAGUAGUGACGCCAGAUUUGAAACUGCACUAGUCGGUACACUUACCAUCAUGUACAGUCGUUAUGUUGUUUUAGUUAACCAAUAACAUUGCUUCAAGUGGAGCUCCGGUAUCAUCAUGUGUUCCUGAUCGCAAAAAAUCAUAAACACAGCAUCCAAUUCAAAAUAUUUCUGAAUAUUUCUUUCGUGUUGAUAAUAAAGUUGAUUAAGCCGAAAGAAUUUCAUGUAGCGAUUCACUGUUCCUUCUUUGGUUACUGUGCUAGCACAAACAUAAAAGGAAAGAAAAGGAGAAUUCGCUCUAACCUAACUAAGAAACUCGGUGUUUACAGUUUAUUUCGCGAGGAUCCAUCAAGAAAUAAUUGAAAACGGAAUAAAUUGAACAGCAUCAAUCAUCGACGUUGAACGAACUCGCCGGUAUAGUCAACAAUGACGACGAAGAUCCUGGACGGUGGUUUUUCCGGGCAGCUCUCACGCCAUGUAGGUGCGAAGAUCGACGGGGACCCAUUGUGGACGGCGCGAUUUCUCGCAACUAAUCCUGACGCCGUUUACGCCACACACUUGGACUUCUUGCGUGCCGGCGCCGAUGUUAUCGAAACUGACACUUAUCAAGCAUCCGUGUCCGGCCUGAUGAAGCAUUUGAAUGUGAGCGAACGUGAGAGUCUGGAUUUGUUCACGAAGGCCGUCUCGUUGGCCAAGAAAGCCGUGCGCGAUUAUACUCGAGAAACAGAUGGCCUCGAGCAACAUGCUGACAGAAGACCUAUAGUAGCUGGCUCCUGUGGGCCUUAUGGCGCUUGCUUGCAUGAUGCGUCAGAGUACUCCGGAUUCUAUGGAAAAACUAUAUCACAACAGGAAUUGAUCGAUUGGCACAGACCACGCGUACAGGCGCUAUUGGAUGCGGGUGUUGACGUGCUGGCUCUGGAAACUAUACCCUGCGUCGAGGAAGCGGAGGCCCUGCUGGAAUUGUUGCAGGAGUUUCCGCACGCUCGAGCCUGGUUCUCAUUUUCCUGUCGGGACGGUCAGCUCAUAUCAGACGGUAGCAAUUUUCAAGAAGUGGCCGUACGCUGUUACCGUUCUUUGCCGUCACAGAUCAUUGCAGUUGGUGUUAACUGCAUCGACCCGAAGUAUGUGACUUCCUUGUUGAAGGGAAUUAACGAGAAUAUAUCGUCACCAGAUUUCAUUCCUCUGAUAGUGUAUCCUAAUAGAGGUGGCAGCUAUUCCGCGACCGGCGAAUGGAUCGCGGUUCCGGAUGAUCAUUCCUUAAAUCUACCUAUAUCGAAAUGGUUGGACAUGGGAGUUUGUUACAUCGGCGGCUGUUGCAAGAUCUUUGCGGAGGACAUAAAAACAAUUCGAUCGAUAGUGGAUCAAUAUCACGCAAAAACUGCAGCGACAUAAUCAUUUUUACAAGUCAAGCUGAUACGGCAAUCUUCGAACAACUCGGAAUGACACAGCAAUCUCCGAACUUGUAUAAUAUAUUUUUACACAGGUAUCAACACGCGUGUUAAAAUCAAUAAUGAUUAAAGAUAAAAAGAUAAAAAGUAUACUUGCAAUCAAUUAUACAAAUUGAAUUUGUUAAAUGAUUUGCAGAUUACUAUAAAGCUGAUGCAACAUAUGUAUAUAUGACCAUCAUCGCAGUAUAAAAAUUGUCAUGAUGCAAUUGCCAUGAGUAAUUAUUUGUAAUAAGUAUACAAGAUAUUUAUCAGUCAUA
This is a messenger RNA of Linepithema humile (Argentine ant), 1806 nucleotides long. Its product is annotated as homocysteine S-methyltransferase YbgG-like. Gene Ontology annotation, biological process: S-methylmethionine cycle. Gene Ontology annotation, molecular function: S-adenosylmethionine-homocysteine S-methyltransferase activity; zinc ion binding. Lineage: Eukaryota; Metazoa; Arthropoda; Insecta; Hymenoptera; Formicidae. The record is from RefSeq and is a predicted model, not a curated record.